This is a messenger RNA of Rhodamnia argentea, 1471 nucleotides long. RefSeq lists its product as uncharacterized. Lineage: Eukaryota; Viridiplantae; Streptophyta; Magnoliopsida; Myrtales; Myrtaceae. The transcript is spliced from 2 exons. The record is from RefSeq and is a predicted model, not a curated record. Bases 180 to 1220 code for a protein of 346 amino acids.
CCGAACUCCAAGGCCUUGUUUAGGUUAGACAUUUUCACAUUUCCAUAUAAAGAGGCCUCUCUCAACAUUCUAAACCGUCCAAGAAUAUCCAUCAUUUUCUGCUGUAAGCAUCUGAUAAUCAACAGAGGAAGAAAGAUUAAGAGAAGCAUAUUCGGGGCUGCGAUUGCAUCUCGAAGACAAUGGAGGGAGGAAAGCCAUUGAUCUUGAUGGCUAUCCUUGUGGUUAUGGUCUCGCUGGGGGCGUCCAUGGUCCAAGGGGCGACGAACAACAUGAAGACUUCUGACCCCAAUUCGACGAAGUACGUGAUGUUACAUAAGUCAUCUUCUGGCCGGGAACGAGCGCUUUGCGUGGCGUUCGGCAAGUGUCAUCUCAAGAAGCUCACUUGCCCUGCUCAGUGCCCGGAGAGGAAGCCCAAGAAGAACAAGAAGCAGAAGGGUUGCUUCAUCGACUGCAGCAGCAGCAACUGUGAAGCCACUUGCAAAUAUAGAAAGCCCAACUGCAAGGGAUAUGGCUCUCUCUGUUACGACCCUCGGUUCGUGGGCGGCGAUGGUGUAAUGUUCUACUUCCACGGGGCAACCGGAGGGAACUUUGCGCUCGUCUCCGAUGACAAUCUCCACAUCAAUGCCCACUUCAUCGGGACCCGCCCUGAGGGACGGACACGCGACUUCACGUGGGUCCAAGCCCUCGCGGUCAUUUUUGACAACCACACCCUCGUCGUCAAAGCGAAGAGAGUCUCGCGCUGGGACGACAAUGUAGAUGCUCUCAACGUGAUUUGGGACAACGAGGCGGUCCAAGUCCCCACCGACGGAGAGGCCGAGUGGAGGCAUGAAGACUUGGACAGGACCGUGAUAGUCGAAAGGACCGAUGAUACUAACUCUGUGAGGGUGACAGUGAGCGGAUUGCUCGAAAUGGACGUGAGGGUAAGGCCGAUUGGCGAAAAAGAGAACCAGGUUCACAACUAUCAAAUACCGAAGGACGAUGCGUUCGCUCACUUGGAGACACAGUUCAGGUUUUCUAAUCUGUCAGACCUUGUUGAAGGAGUUCUGGGCAAGACUUACAGGCCAAACUAUGUGAGCCCUGUGAAGGUCGGCGUUCCGAUGCCGAUGAUGGGUGGCGAGGACAAGUACCAAACACCAUCUCUGUUGUCACCUCUCUGCAAAGUUUGCCGGUUCAAGGGGCCAACUGGGUAUGCUAGUGUUGCGGGUGUCGCUCAGUACUAACCAUGCUGAUAACAAAAAAAUUGUUCCUUUUCUCUCUCAUUUUAAUCAAAGAAGACAUCUGUGUUUGCAUCUGUUUUGUGGGGUCUUCUGCUUUGUACUUGAAUGAUCUGUGCGUCUACAAAAUAAGGGACAAAUUGGCCCAUGAUGUCGUGUUCUACUAAGCAAUUUCUCAGAAAGAAAGUGCCUGAGCCUCUUUAUACGUCCCUUCGUAACGUAAACGAAGCAUUCUCAGUUGGUCUGUUCUGCAAGUC